AUGUCUGUCUCGUUCAUGAACACACUCUUUGGGUGCAACUCGGACAAAUGGCCUCACAACGAGGAGUCGCUUGUUCUGGCCCUUCAGACACGGAUCCAGCAGGAGCGCACCAAACAGGAGUACUACAAGGUUGAGCAGCUGAAUAAAACGUUGGAGCUCGUGAAACUGGCUGCACAGAUCAACGUCCCGCCCGAACUCAUCCCCGUUCUCGUUCCCGAAAGGUCGGGAACACUGCCCGCUCCAAACAAGGCGGACUCUAACCCCAUGGCCAGUUUCAAGUUUGGUGCCGGCUCGGCUCAACGCAAAACCACUCUGAACCCCAGACACCAGCUGUCUCCGUCGAAAAUCGGCGCCCAUGCAGUCUCUUCGUUGCUUAAUGGCAAGCAGCCAAUCGAUGUCAACGACGUGCGACGCGGCAGACACCACCGAACCAUCUCGCUGCCACCAGAAGUGUCGAUUCCUGAAGAUUCAGAACACAGCUCGCGGAAAAGACACAGCUCUCAGCAGACGUUUCGCUAG
Messenger RNA from Ogataea angusta, 519 nucleotides. RefSeq lists its product as uncharacterized. The record is from RefSeq and is a predicted model, not a curated record. Lineage: Eukaryota; Fungi; Ascomycota; Pichiomycetes; Pichiales; Pichiaceae. The transcript is spliced from 2 exons. The coding region runs from base 1 to 519 and encodes 172 amino acids.